Molecule: messenger RNA, 1816 nt
Organism: Chaetomium fimeti
Lineage: Eukaryota; Fungi; Ascomycota; Sordariomycetes; Sordariales; Chaetomiaceae
Product: Pex19 protein family-domain-containing protein
Exons: 4
Coding region: 384-1715 (443 amino acids)
Biological process (GO): protein import into peroxisome membrane
Cellular component (GO): peroxisome; peroxisomal membrane
Source: RefSeq, a predicted model, not a curated record
GGCGGAGAAGGGCCCGGCUCGGUCCAAGGUGGGGUGGUGAGUGUGGGGCAAAGCAAUGGGGGUGUUGAAUGUGGGGUCGUUGCACGAGAGAGAAUCCCCAAGCUAGUACUCACAAGAACAUAACGAAAUUAUGCUGAUCACCCAAAGUUUAAGGGGAGAAAUUGAUGAAUUUGAAGAAAUUACAUGGCAACUAGCAGGAGAUACUCCAAGUAACAUGAAAUAUACUGUCUUUGGGGGUCCCGGCGGUCACAAACGACAGAUUCCACCCGAAGCUCGGUUAACCAACUUCGCUGAUCUCCUCCCGCCCACGACGGGGCGGGUACCUGCCUCGUAGAAAAUACCUAUCUACCGUGUAAUGGGAAACUGAAUGCUGUUCUUUUGCGAUGAGACGGGACGGACAGUGUUUUUUGGACCCUGCAUACGGAGGAUUACAUCAGACUAACAAGGCCCCUUUUCCAACUGGGAGGCACGAGCCGGCCGGCCCUCGGUGGUGGGGCAGCGGCUUUGGCACAUGCAAAUCCCAAGCCUGGGAUGCCACCUUCUCUCCAGAAACACGCCGCUCUGGGCCUGUUCCUCUGCUCUUCGCUUACCCCAAUUUCAUUGCUACCCUUCUCCCGAAAUAUCUCCAACGUGGGGUUUCUACCUCGGUACACACACACUCCUUCACCCCCCCUCACAGCCCACACCCUACCUUACAAGACUGUCACUUCGCUACUAUGGCUUCGACUGCUGGAGAUAUCGGCGCACCUGUGAAGGAUGUAGAGAGUCACGCGCCUGCCGUGGCGAAGACGGAACCGACCAACGCAGCGACAGUAGAAGAUGUAGAUGAUGAUGUUCCCGACCCGGACGAGGAUGACCUGGACGAUCUUGAUGAUAUGCUCGACGAGUUCUCGGCGGUGAAGGUCGACGCGACAAAGCCAGAGGUCCCCCCAGGGCCAACGAAGCCGCCUGCUGCUGCGGCCGCUCAGGUAGACGAGGAGGAGGAAGGCAUGGAUGAAGAGUUCGCGAAGCAACUUCAAGCCGGCAUGGCAGACUUACUUGGGGGGUUGGAAGAUUCGUCGGAGAUGCAAGCCCAGUUCGAAAGCAUAUUCAAGGAGCUCGGCGCUUCGGCAUCAGCGAGUGCAGACAAAGCUUCGACAGACCCCGCCCCACCGACCGCCAGCGCCGGCCCUUCGACCGCAGGCCCCAAUAACACGGACGCUUCCUUCCAAGAAACAAUCCGACGCACGAUGGAGCGCAUGCAAACCUCGGGUGACCAAGCGACAGCCGCGGCCACGGCCGAAGGCCCCGAGGAUCUCCUCGCCGAACUAAUGAAGCAAAUGCAGGGCGCCGGGGCCGACGGUGGGGAAGGCGGCGAGGAGGAGUUCUCCAAGAUGCUUAUGGGCAUGAUGGACCAACUCACGACCAAGGAGAUUCUGUACGAGCCCAUGAAGGAGCUCGAUGACAAGUUCCCCGAGUGGCUCCAGAAGAACCGUGAGAAAACAUCGGCAGAGGAACUCAAGCGGUACGAGGAGCAGCAGAAGCUGGUGAAGGAGAUCGUCCUCAAGUUUGAGGAGCCAGGCUACUCGGACUCCCACAAAGCACAUAGAGAGUACAUUGUCGACCGAAUGCAACAGAUGCAAGCCUCGGGGUCACCUCCGCCCGACCUCGUCGGGGACAUGCCCUCGGCCCAGGAUGCGUUCAACAUGCCAGACGAGUCCUGCAACCCCCAAUAGCGUCGUUUAGGCCCGUGAUGAUAAGAAGAGCACUGCAGUCACUUAGGAUACAUUACAUAGCGCUGUCAGAAGCCAAAUUGAAUUCUAAUACCUGAACUCAA